ACCAGCCAGGAGGGGAAACUUACAGAAAAAAUAUUGUUCAUUAGUAAAGCAACAUUUGACAGAAACCGACCAUUGUAUUGCGUAGUUUGGAUAUUACGGCAGUUGCCAAACAUGCGCAAUGACAGGAAAAAAACCCAUAGUCGAUGUGAUUAUCGUGGGCGGAGGAAUGGCUGGUCUGUCCGCCUGCGAAAGUCUUGUUAAGUCUGACUACAAUGUAGUUCUUGUUGAAGCUAAUAAUUACUUAGGAGGUCGUGUGUAUCAAGCUGAAUAUGAUAGCUUACCUCCAAUAGAUAUGGGUGGUGAAAUUAUACAUGGAUGUAAUACAAGAGUACAUAAAAUGGCAGUUGAAUUUAACUGGGACAUUGAAAUGCUAUUUGAUUAUGUACCUGAACAUGGAUUGGAAUGGAUAUUUAUGGAUGGUGAAAUGUAUCCUUACCAUUCAACGCAAGAAGAUAUCAUUUCUGCAUACAUGUUUUGGGGUGAUUUUGUGUAUACCAACAAACCAAGUGAAAUUGCAAAAGAGGAUACAACAGCUGCAGAAUAUUUCAAAAAGCAUGCAAAAACCAAAGUGAAAUCACAACAUAUAUUUGAUAUGGUCUUCUGUCAAACUGAGGCUACAACAUUGGAUGCAUUGGGGGGUCAGGAACAUAGUGAUUUUCAAAAUGGUUGGGAGUGUGGGGAAGGAAAUUUCAGGCUUAAGCAUUCACAUAGGCAAGUUGUGGAUUUCUUUCGGAAUGAGUGUAAAGGAGCUUCCAUGAAAUUGAAGUGGCCAGUAAAGGCAAUUAAUUAUUCUACAUCUAUUAUAACUGUAACUAACGAUAAUGGAGAAGAUCUACUUGCACACACAGUCAUUGUAACUGUUCCACUAACAGUUCUUAAAGAUGAAGAUAUAGCUUUUGUUCCUCAAUUACCUCAAGACAAGUUGUUAGCUAUUUCCAAACUACAGAUGUUUACUGGAUUAAAGAUAGUGUGUUUCUUUGAUGAGAAAUUCUGGGACAAAAGUAUCCAUUUAGUAUUCAAUUGUAUGUCUGACAUAAGUCAACUGUGGAUGUAUGAGGUCACUGAAAAGAAGACUGGGGAGAAGCGUUAUGUAGUCACAGGAUUUCAAACCGCUGAAUAUGCAAGACAGAAAGUUCACAUGACAGGAGAGGAAGUAAAGGAUAUAUUCCUUGACAAUCUAAAUGAAAUGUUCGGGACAAAAGAAAAACCUACUCCAGCUACCAAUCAUUAUCUUUAUUAUGUUUAUCAUCACUGGUCCUCAAAUCCUUUCAUUCGUGGCGCAUACAGUUCGCCAUCGUUACACGCUCGUGGUCAACGUCAAAUACUUGCGAAACCACUGCAAAAUCGCAUUUUUUUCGCAGGUGAAGCAACGCGGUCACGUGGGGAUUGCGCAACCGUCAGUGGCGCAAUGGAAAGUGGUAUUGAGGCUGCUAAUGACGUCAAAACCGCACUUUCGUUUCUGAAGCGUUGUAGCUAGCUAUAAGUAUCCCGCCCACAUAUUUAUAGUCGUGCUAUGUUUAUUAGUCUGUGUUCACUUAUUUUGAAAACAAUGUAACUAUAGUGAUUACUAAAGAAAUAUUAGAAGAGAGUUAAA
This is a messenger RNA of Xenia sp. Carnegie-2017, 1594 nucleotides long. Its product is annotated as lysine-specific histone demethylase 1 homolog 3-like. The coding region runs from base 119 to 1477 and encodes 452 amino acids. The transcript is spliced from 6 exons. Gene Ontology annotation, molecular function: oxidoreductase activity. Lineage: Eukaryota; Metazoa; Cnidaria; Anthozoa; Malacalcyonacea; Xeniidae. The record is from RefSeq and is a predicted model, not a curated record.